This is a messenger RNA of Gossypium raimondii (Peruvian cotton), 756 nucleotides long. RefSeq names its product thaumatin-like protein 1. The record is from RefSeq and is a predicted model, not a curated record. Gene Ontology annotation, biological process: defense response. Gene Ontology annotation, cellular component: extracellular region. Lineage: Eukaryota; Viridiplantae; Streptophyta; Magnoliopsida; Malvales; Malvaceae. The coding region runs from base 19 to 753 and encodes 244 amino acids. The transcript has 2 exons.
CUUAAGGUUCAAGCUUCAAUGGGCAGUAAAGCCAUUUUCAGUCUUGUCCUCAUAUUAGUUAUUUCAGGUAAUUUUGUGCAAUCUGAUUUAACCUUCAACUUUGACAAUGAAUGCUCAUUCUCAGUGUGGCUAUCAGCCAGUCCUUCCAUUGGCGAUGGUGAUCCCGAGAGGGGGCCAGGCACAUUGGAAAUAUUCUCCAUGCCAGAUCCUUGGACUGGUAGCCUCUGGUUACGGACGAAAUGCUCGUACGAUGCUUCCCAAGUUAAUUUCACUUGCGAGACCGGAGACUGCGGGUCUGGCUCGGUCGAUUGCCAAUCUCCACCACCAAAACCACCAGUGACACUCCUGAAUUUCGACAUUAACCAGAAUGUGGUCUCUUACGAAGUGAGCCUGAACCAUGGGUUCAAUGUGCCAGUCCGAAUUCAACCGAUUGGUGGCACGUUGGCUGGAGGGUCCGGAGUGUGCCCCGUAGUUGACUGCAUCAAGGAUAUGGGAGAUGUGUGCCCUCCAUCCUUGGUGGCUAUAAACAAAAAUCGAGCCUAUGUGGGAUGCAAUAGUCCAUGUGAUGCGUUGAAAGAUCCCAAAUAUUGUUGCACCGGAAGCUUUACGGGGCAGGCUUGCCAGCCUAAUGACUUCUCAAAAAGAUUUAAGGAACUUUGUCAGUUGGCACAUACAUAUCCGGGAGACAACGAUCCUCCAAUAUACAAAUGCCGUGGGGCAAGUGCUUACAAUGUUACAUUCUGUCCUUUAUAACUC